CUUUUUUCCCUUUUUUAACAAACUUUCAUUUUAUUAUACGUCGAAAACAUGAAGUUGGCGUCUUUGUUCAAAGACAAGGGCGACCUGUGGAAGAAAAUAUUUAAAUGUGCCGUUGCGUAUGAGAUUGCCACCAUUCUCAUUCUCAUUCCUUCAGUUCUUAAGGUAGCCGGCUCACCACCAUACCUUGUACCACUCGGCACUAUUUUUUUCAACGCAAGUGGUACGGCAGGUAACCAAAUUAUUGGUAUGUUACUGAACACCUUGAUGAUGUUGUUACCUGCUAUCUGGUGCGGCAUCGUAUCCUUUUUAUGCGCAGUCUACAACAGAUCAAGAGAAACAAACCCUGCUCUCUAUAGCAACGGUGCUGGUGCCAUUGCUUCUAUCGGAUUUUCGAUCUGUGUGCUAACAGUUGCUUAUGUCCGUUUAAAAUACCCUCGACUUUAUAUACCUGCUUUACAGGGCUUCACUAUACCGUUUUUCGCAUUGACCAAAGGGAUCUAUGGAACUCACUUUGAUAUAAUGAUAAUUCUAGGUAGUUUCUAUCCUGUACUUUGGGGUGGUUUAAUUGCGUUAAUGUGUAAUUUACUGUUUUGGCCAGAAACGGCAGCGAAAACAGCAGAACAAGCCUUUGGUAGUUCAAUUGAAUCUAUGAAAGACGUGCUGUCAUUUGUACAUGAAGAGCUUUUAAAGAAUGAUAAUUCAGGCGUCAUUACAAACGAUGUAACAGCCAGUACCAAACUUCAGACACUCACCAACAAACUACAAAAGGAUAUUGGCAACAUGAAAUCAGCACGCAAAGAAGCGAAAUACGAACUCAUUGUGUCUUAUUAUACACCAAAGAGUUAUAAGCCAUUACUGCAUUCAAUCUCAUCGCUGGCUGAAAAUCUGUUUGGGUUUUCAUUGGCUAUCAAAAGAGAAGUUAAGGCACAUUUAGAUAAAUUAAAGAACCAGCAGAUGGAUACUGUGAUUACAGCCAGUGGGAGACAGACCAUGUCUCCUUUACUAACAGAGGUUCAGUCAAGUAUAUUAUCGGGUGACACCUUGUUAGGCGGAAGGGAAUACAAGAAUAUCGAUCGUCUACAAUCCUCCAUCCAACCUUCUUUAAAACGAUUUAUAUCGACAUGUAUACUUACAUUGGACCAGAUCGAAAAAGAUUUGAUUGCACAUAAAGCCAUUUCAAUCAAACACGAUAAAGGAAGCAAGACACACAGUAUAUCCAAAAUCAAUCUUGUUUCUGCUCUGGAAGAAUUUAAGGAGACUGAAACCACAUUUCAAGAUGAAUAUGAUAGAGCCGGACAUUUGCCGUCAGAAGAGCAUUUUUUAAUAUUUACCGUAAUCUUUACCAUGGUUCAAUUCGGUCAAGAGUUAAUUCGUUUACAGACUCAUGCCGAAGAAUUGAUCAAAUGCAGUACGGAAGGAGAGAGUUGGAUAAAACGUAUUCAUCUACCUCGGGUAGAGUUUAAAAAUUGGUUGAGUAAGACUUCCUAUCAAAAUGAAGGACAAGCACUCUCUGAAAAUGUGUUUUUGGAUUCCCGAAAGCUGGAGAUAAUGAAAACGAGAACCAUGCAAACCAGUGCUGCUCCGGUGGAAGAGAAAGCGGAGGAAGACGACGAUGAGAGUUUUAACCGAGAAAGGAGAAGAGUGUCAGAAUUAGUGACAAGGAUCGAGUCAAGAACAAAUGAAAGUAUUGUUGACCAAAAUAUCAUGCAAGAGGAACAUGAAAAAUUAGACAAAGAAGAGUAUGAAGAGCAGGAAUCCGUACCAUUACAUCAAACCCCCGGUAAGCAUAUCUGGAACCGAAAAUUGUAUUCACUCAACAAAUGGUUUCAAUACGCCCCUACACGCUAUGCCAUCAAAUUCACAAUCACAAUGCAACUAUUGGCCCUCAUGGCAUUUCUUCCCUUUCAUGGUAUCAGUGAUAUUUACAGUAAUAAUCAUGGUCAAUGGGCUCUUUUGUCUGCUAUGGUGGUGAUCAACUAUACAGUCGGAUCCACAACGAUACAGUGUUUUUACAGAAUCAUCUCAACCAUUAUAGGCGCUGUUUGUGGUUACUUGUGUUUAUUAGCAGCCAAUCGUCGAGAGAAUCCAUACGUGAUUGGUGUCUUGGUCUUAGUCUUUCAGGUGCCUAUGUGGUAUUUACUUUUAGGUUCAAAGUUUCCCAGAAUAGGAUUUAUUUCUCUUUUAACGAUGAGUGUGAUCGUGUCCACCGGAUACAUAUCGCCAGCAGACGAGUCCAUCUUUUAUCCUGUAUGGAUACGUACUGUGACAGCCAUCUUGGCAACUAUUGUGGUCAUGUUGGUAGAUCAGUUGAUCUGGCCUGUAUGGGCAAGAAAACGACUUCGCACCGAUUUAGCUGAUUUGUUGAUCACAACAGGUAUUCAGUAUGCUCGUGUGGUUUCUUUAAUGUGCCAAGAAAGCACCAAAACGUAUCGCUACCAGAUGACAUUCGAAGAGAGUAAAAUUCACCAAAAGAAAUUGAAUCGUCAGCUAAAUGUUGUUCAAGAAAUGUGGGUAUUGGCCAAGGAUGAACCUAGAUUAACCAAGGGCCCAUUUCCUAUCAAGGAGUACCAAGAUAUUCUAGAACACGAAAGAAAUAUAUUGCACUGGAUUCAACAUAUACUGGCAACUCAGGCAAUGAUUUCCGAAAGAAUUCGAAAGACUAUCAUGACGCCCAUGAAUGCGUAUCGAAAAGAAAUGUCGGGCGCAGUGCAUUUGUAUUUGUUUACAUUGGCUUGCUCACUGCGUACCAAAUCAUCAUUACCUGCCACUUUACCGUCAGCUGAGUUAGCAAGACGUAUGCUGCAAACUAAACAAACAGCGCUAUGGAAACAAAAUCAUGAUGAAUUAUUAAAGCAGUCAGCUAGGGCAAUUGCUGAUCAACAGCACGCUGAACAUCAGUUGUUUUGGCAUACUUAUGCAGCUGGAUGUACGGAAGUGGUUGUUGAACAAGAAUCGAUGGGUGAAUUGGUUGCUCGACUGAUGGGACAAUGUAAAGGUGGUAUCAGAGAUUGGCAAUAAGCUUUUUUUUUAUUAUUAUUAUUUAGAGGAAAAUAAAUCCUUUAUAUGUACACAGUGUUUCCUCUUU
Mucor mucedo is the source of this 3085-nucleotide messenger RNA. RefSeq lists its product as uncharacterized. The record is from RefSeq and is a predicted model, not a curated record. NCBI's taxonomy places the organism in Eukaryota, Fungi, Mucoromycota, Mucoromycetes, Mucorales, Mucoraceae. The transcript has 3 exons. The coding region runs from base 49 to 3018 and encodes 989 amino acids. Gene Ontology annotation, biological process: malate transport.